AUGGAAUCAUCUUAUUAUAAUCACUUCACAUGGAAGCAAACCAAACCUGGGAGAUGGGAGCGCGAUAUCGAUGAGGUAGAGCAAUUUUAUACUACAUUGGAAAGAAGAUUUCAAGGCACUAAACGUAACUUCUUUGCUAUCACCGCUCAUGUCUCAUUAUCCAUCACAAGAAGAUCUACUCCGACCGAAACCACCGAGCUGCGGCUUAUCAAGGCCCUCCAGACAGCUUGGCUUCGGCUCCGGUACGACCAUCCAACUAUUGCUUCAUGGGUCGAGGAAAAUCGCGAGCAGAAGAAAUGCAAGAAAAUCUAUCAAGGGUUUUCUGAUACGGAAGAUAAUCAACAUCUCACUUGGUUGAAAGAAACCUUCCAGGUUAUCUCUACUGGUCAGUCCGGGCAGCAGUGGUGCAACUCAGACCCCCUGGCUCCCACGUUACCGACAAUAUUCCUUCUCAAACAUGCGAUUACAUCGCAGCAGGAACCGUGUCGCGUCGAUAUUGUUCUACGGUCACAUCAUGCUAUCAUCGAUGGAAUCGGGUCACUUCACUUACUGAACAAUCUUAUAAAAUACGCUUCCCAGGCGUUCAACCAUCGAGAUAGCUUUCUCAUUCCCGAAUUCACAGACGAGUGGAAGAACCUCAGUCCACCACUCCGUGUAGCUGCCGCUAUACCGGAAAACCUCGAUCCAGCUCAGGACCUGAAGCUCAAGAGUAUCGUGGAAUCGAAUGAUGCUCUUCGCGAAGGUGUUGAGAUUGCGACAAUACCUUUUAAGUCUGGACCAACUGUUCCCGGAUGUCACAAGCGAGUGUAUCUCAAUCUCUCCGCAAGCGAUACACAGCGUCUCUUGCUUGCUUGCAAAGCAAUAGGAGUCAGCGUGACACAUGUGUAUCAUGCAGCGAUCGCCCUUCUUAUUCGCGAUCUGCAAGAAAGGCAAGAGAGUGAACGAACAGUGCGAUAUGCCAGCUACUCUCUCAUCAAUGAGCGACCUCGCUGUAAAUCGCCGUACAACACACCACAACAUGCGGCCUCGGUCUAUCACUCUGUAUCGGGCCAUGGUCUGGCAAUAGACCUCACUGUACCCAGUCUAGCAAGCCAAGACACAACACGUGAAAAAGAAAAGUCUGACUUUUCUCGAACGAUCGAAGUGGUGAAACACCAUUACUUAUCGAUCCGGAAUGACGAUGAACAUAUUUAUUUUGUGCCCUCAUAUUGGCAACUCUCUACUCCGCCUUAUCCCCCAGGUUUGGAAGAUCCUCCAAUCCCUCCCCCGAACCAAAAACCAUCGGCAUCUAUCUCUAGUCUUGGGGUCAUUGACAACAUCAUUUGUCCUACACAUGGUGAUUUUGAAUUGCAUGAUCCUUGGGUGACUGGAGAAGAGCUAGGGACCGGACUGGGACUAUUUUUGGGCACGUAUCGUGGAAGCUUGUGUUUGAGUGCUGCGUAUAACGAUGCAUGGCACGAUGAAGCUGAUGUGCAAAGUUUCUUGGAUAAAUGCAAUGCUCUCGUUGUGAGACAUAUGCUGAACUCCUAG
Messenger RNA from Penicillium soppii, 1530 nucleotides. RefSeq lists its product as uncharacterized. The record is from RefSeq and is a predicted model, not a curated record. The transcript has a single exon. The coding region runs from base 1 to 1530 and encodes 509 amino acids. Gene Ontology annotation, molecular function: acetyltransferase activity. Gene Ontology annotation, biological process: mycotoxin biosynthetic process. NCBI's taxonomy places the organism in Eukaryota, Fungi, Ascomycota, Eurotiomycetes, Eurotiales, Aspergillaceae.